CUUCAUUCUUCCUUCCGUCCCCAUAAACUCACUCUGUUCUGCACCAGGCUUCACACUCAAACUAGAACACCACAGUUCAGCUUCCUCUUCCGUCCGUUAAGAAAGUACCUCUCUACCUUUACUUCAACAAGUGAUGCGUGUGUCAGCACGGAGGGUGUUAACAGGGCUCCUGAUCCUGGGUGGAAUCUCCACCCUGACCCAGUUCCUGCGUUUCUGUCUACCCUGCCGGCAGCCAUCCCAGGGUGCGGGCGAACCUGUGACCGUGCUGGUCCGGGACGGGUGGAGGGUCAGUUCUGACGUUCCCCUGGUGUUUGUGGGAGGGGUGCCUCGCUCCGGGACCACCCUGAUGAGGGCCAUGCUGGACGCCCACCCUGCGGUGCGGUGUGGGGAGGAGACGAGGGUUGUGCCCAGGAUACUGGGCCUUAAGCUGGGCUGGGCUGCUGAGAAGGAGGGGGUCAGCACCAAGGUCCUGGACCGAGCGGUCACUGCCUUCCUCCUUCAAAUCAUAGCAGGACAUGGGGAGCCAGCACCUCUACUCUGCAAUAAAGACCCCUUUACUUUGAAGAGCGCUAAGUACCUCGCUCACCUUUUUCCCAACUCUAAGUUCCUGCUGAUGCUGAGAGAUGGCCGAGCGGCGGUGUACUCUAUGAUUUCACGUCGCGUGACGAUCGGUGGCUUUGACCUCUCCAGCUAUAGGGACUGCCUGGCCAAGUGGAGCGGAGCCACACAGGCCAUGCUGACACAGUGCACUCAGGUGGGCAGUAAGAGGUGCCUGGCUGUGAGGUAUGAGAGGCUGGUCCUCCACCCUCGCUCCACCCUGCAGACAGUGCUAAAGUUCCUGGGUCUGCCGUGGCACGAGGGGGUUCUGCACCAUGAAGAGGCUAUAGGAAAACCUGGAGGAGUCUCACUGUCAAAAACGGAACGGUCCACAGACCAGGUGAUGAGGCCAGUGAACUUAGACGCUCUGACUCGGUGGGUAGGUCACAUGCCCCCAGACGUAAUGGCAGACAUGGACGCUAUCGCCCCCAUGCUGGGGAGACUAGGCUACGACCCCAGAGCCAACCCACCUAACUACGGACAGUCUGACCCACAGUUCCUCAACAACACACAAAGGGUACGAACACACACACACACAGGUUUUUGCUGAUGUUAACCUUAUGUCCUCUCUCUGUAGCUUCUGAGGGGAGACUUUAAAACUCUGUAGCAAGCCUACAUCAGAAAGGACGUCCCCUGGUGAGUCUAACAGAAAAACCACCUAUCCUCAAUGUCUAGGCGACUGAUAAGUGUUGGUUCUGUCUACAUCCUUCUUUAGAUGUCCAUGAAAGGUUCACAGACAGAGAGGUGACAGGGUCAGCGCCUGGAACAACGGUCAACGCUGACCUAUGACCCCUGAUUAUCCUCUCAAAGAAGACAACAGCAUCAACCAAAAGGCUGCUGGCUAAGCACCAAGCACAGUCAGAGGGCAUAACCAUGCAUGUGCUCUAGACCUCAUUGAUAGGAAGAAGUGAUGUACAAUGGAGAAAAGUAUAUUAUAUUGUUUCUUCACAUUUCCAAAAUGUGUUUCCUUACCUGAAUAGGUUCUUCCACUGCCUCCAUUUUUUGGGGGUCCUGACAAAAACAAAAUAAUGGCCAAUCUUCACUAUAUUUUGGGUGAUAUCAAAGUGCCGCCAGCAGCCAUGUGGAUGAAUGGAGACAAGGGAAAAAAUAGGCUCUUUGAGAAUCCAAGAAUGAAUUACUUACACAAUCGUCUCUAACAUGUAGGCUCAGCAUUCCUGAACAAUACAAUUACAAGUCAGAAUGUUGAAUAAACUUAUUUUUAACUUA
Molecule: messenger RNA, 1824 nt
Organism: Oncorhynchus tshawytscha (Chinook salmon)
Lineage: Eukaryota; Metazoa; Chordata; Actinopteri; Salmoniformes; Salmonidae
Gene: tpst2
Product: tyrosylprotein sulfotransferase 2
Exons: 7
Coding region: 134-1147 (337 amino acids)
Biological process (GO): peptidyl-tyrosine sulfation
Cellular component (GO): Golgi apparatus
Molecular function (GO): protein-tyrosine sulfotransferase activity
Source: RefSeq, a predicted model, not a curated record